AUGCGACCGGAUGGUAUCAGCUUCAGUGAACCAUCGCCCUCACCAUCAACUGGGCAGAUCACUUCACAGUCAAGAGCAAACUCUAAUAAAGUACAAGGCACAAACGAUAAUGGGAAUGCUGGAAAGAAAAGAUUAGCAUGUAAUAAUUGUAGAAAGAGGAGAAAGAAAUGUAAUCUAGCCUAUCCUUGUGAUGGAUGUGUCAGGUUAAAGCUAAAAUGCAACAUCAAUGAAGAGGAUUUAAGAAGGAAAAGAUACACGAACGCUUAUGUCAAAUCCUUGGAGGAACAUAUUACUCAGCUUGAAAUGAAUUUAAAGUCGUUAGCGGGGCAAGUAUAUCCCAAUAAUUCGCAUGUGCUAAAAGAUAAAACUUAUUUACCUUCAUUACCAUUAGCAAACAAUGAAAAGAAGAUAGACUCUCCAUUAGCCCCCAUCCUUCCUCCACUAGGGUCUCAGCUUGGACCUUCAAUCAUUCGUGAUGCUGGAAGUAUUACACUUUCUAAGAAAAAAGUGUUUCUUAAAGGUAGUCUGUAUCCUGAAGGACCUGUUACUUAUAAGUCGAAUUCUUCGAUUUCACAGCUGCCUUCUGCCUCACCUUCAGCUUCUAUAGGUUCAGCAGACGGUUCCAGCGUGAGCUUAAUUAGUAAUGCAGACGGAUUUGAAGCUGAAAAACGUAUUGCCGAUUUGAAAACCACUGUGAUUAAAAGACCUACAAUAGUAACAGAUCCAAACCUGAUUAUAAAUGAUGCAAAGAUUUUAAAGGCUUUAUCGAAUUUUUACAAGUGGUUAUAUCCAGGGCAUUUCACUUUUGUUCAUAGAGAAAGCUUUCUCUAUGGUUUUUUUAAUCAUGCCAAAAAUAAUUACGAAGAUUCAAAUUAUUGUUCUGUGGAACUUAUAUAUGCAAUGUGCGCUGUUGGGUCAAGAUUGAGUCCAGACCUUCAAAAUAUGUCAGAAAUUUACUAUGAGAAGAGUAAAAUGAUGUUACUCAAUUUAGUGUUCGAUGAAGAUAGUAUAUCACGUAUAACAACUGUUCAGGCACUGUUAUGCUUGGCCUUUUACGAAUUAGGUAGAGGGAGCUAUCAAUUGGCCUGGUAUUUCUCAGGUUUAGCUAUGAGAGUUGGACAUGAUAUGGGCUUCCAACUGGAUCCAAAAGACUGGUAUACAGAUGAAUCUAGCGGUAAGUUAACCAAGAGUGAAUUGGAGAUCAGGUCAAGAAUAUACUGGGGGUGCUAUAUUGCGGACCAUUUUAUCUGUCUGAUGUUAGGUAGAACGGCGACAUUGAGUGUGAGUAACUCCACCAUUCCAGAAUCUGACGAAUUACCUGAAGUUGAAGGCACAGAAGAGUUUAGGUUUGUAGGUAAGCAUGUGUUACAAAUUUCCUUACCAUUGAAGAACUUGAUUAUAUUGUCAAGAUUUGUCCAAAUUUUCACCUCUAAGAUUUUCAUUGAAAGUGAUGAUACAAUUGAGAAAGUUAAAUAUUUGAAUAAAUUCAAUGGUCAAGUGUACAAUUGGAGACAAUCAUUGCCAGACUUAUUGAAGUGGUCGAAGGAGCUGUUAGAAGAUGACGACGUCUCAACUGAUCCUACGAUUUCUUACUUCUGGUACUACUAUUACAUUGUGAGGUUAACUUUCAAUAGACCAUUUAUGAAAGAUUCCGAUGAAGCCAGGAUUGUCAUUGUGGAAAUUAUUGAUGAUUUGAAGAAAUUAUUCGAAAAUUUCAAAAGAAAAUUUGGCAGUUAUAAGAAAGCUACGAUAUUUCAAUUAUACGCCUGUAUACUAACCAUUACAUGCUUAAAGAAGUUACAGGAUAUGAAAGUAAAUUCAACUGCAGAGUUACAAAAGUGUAACGAUCAACUGAAAUUUUUCGAGCACAUCUUCAAUAAAGAAUUAUAUCCAGCCUACGAUCUACCAAAGAGACUAAAUGAUGACGAAUAUUUUGAGAUUGACACAGAAAAGCAAGCUUUGAAUCAAGUCGCGAAUAACAAUUAUACGCAUGACUUUUCUCUCAGCAACGAAAUCGACGAUCUCAUUAAAGAUAUUUUCGGUGUAGACUAUAACCCGGCCCAGCCGCUUAUAUGA
Molecule: messenger RNA, 2076 nt
Organism: Kazachstania africana CBS 2517
Lineage: Eukaryota; Fungi; Ascomycota; Saccharomycetes; Saccharomycetales; Saccharomycetaceae
Gene: TEA1
Product: Tea1p
Exons: 1
Coding region: 1-2076 (691 amino acids)
Biological process (GO): DNA-templated transcription; regulation of DNA-templated transcription
Molecular function (GO): zinc ion binding; DNA-binding transcription factor activity, RNA polymerase II-specific; DNA binding
Source: RefSeq, a predicted model, not a curated record